This is a messenger RNA of Metschnikowia bicuspidata var. bicuspidata NRRL YB-4993, 1313 nucleotides long. RefSeq lists its product as uncharacterized. The record is from RefSeq and is a predicted model, not a curated record. The transcript has a single exon. The coding region runs from base 198 to 1238 and encodes 346 amino acids. NCBI's taxonomy places the organism in Eukaryota, Fungi, Ascomycota, Pichiomycetes, Serinales, Metschnikowiaceae.
AAUAGUCUUGGCCAUGCGUUAAAUGUUGCGGACAUCUUUGAAGGUUCCUGGGGAUACAAAAUGGAACGGAGCAGCUCUAUGGCGUGAUACAUUGAGAGGAACAAGAUUUUUCAAUCCCUAACAUCAAUAGUGAAACACAUAUUUCUGUCUUUUGCAAUCAUUAAGUGCCGCGAACCCCCACCACCAGAACUUGCACUAUGAAAUUGGCUGUAUUUGUGACAUCUUUGUCAGCAUUAAUCAGACUGGCGCAUGCUGUGGCUGUCCAGAACUAUGCAGUAUCUAUCAACCACGAGAUAGUGACGAUCUCCAAACUUUUGCGAUUUGGCGAUUUCACCAUCGCUAAAGACAAGCAUCUUGCAGCUUGGAACAGUAAUAAGGUUCAAAUUAGUGGGAGCUUUCACAAUGAGGGGGGAUUCUACGUUACAAACACUGAUAACUCAAAUGUCUGGAUGAGCAUAGUCGGCGGUACUGUUGAAAAUAGUGGAGAAUUUGCCAUUAACUCCUUAUCUGCUACGACCAACCCUGGAUUCUUAAUCCAGACAAGUGAGGGAUUUCAAAACACGGGUAAAAUGUAUUUUGGUGUUUCUGGUCUAACAUCCGGAUCGCGCCCUAUCAAUAUUACUUCUAAGAGUGCUUGGUUUAACUUGGGUUCGAUAAUUUUUCGGAGUGAAUCUGCAUCUAAAGUUCCAUUCCAUAUAGAGGGGAAGCUUUUUGAUUCUCAUGCAAUUAAGAAUCUAGGAUCAAUUUGUAUGCGAAACGCUAUAUGGGAGACGAAAACAUCUAUUUUGGGAGGCGGCUGUAUUAGUGUGGGCUCUGGCUCGUUUUUGGACUUGGCGCUCGGAAAAGAUGAAAUGCACCAAACAAUUGAACAAACCAUCAUAAUGGAGUCUGCUAGCUCGGAGUUGAAGAUAUCGAAACUUGACAUGUAUCAAAUUGCUCCAGUUAUUAGAGUUGUCGGGUUCGGAGGCAAGAAUAGAAUAUAUGUUGAUGUCCGUAUUGAGGGUACCGACAAUCUCAAGUAUUCUGAGAAUAGAUUAAGGUUGACAAUCACCAACUCCACAAUUUCUCUCCUUGACUUGGAUAUAGGCAGAGGGUAUGAUUCAAUUCUGUUCAAGCUAACCCUGAGUGAAGGUGGUACUACGUUGUGGUACGAAAAGGCAGUCCCAGCAGAUAGUCGUCAAUACGACUGCGAGUGUGGGUCAGAGUUUCCUGUUCCACCACCAGUGCCUCAGUUCUAGUUUCUUUUAAGAAGCUGGAACUUUUUAAGUUGCUGUAAUAUUUUUUAAAUAAAUAAUUUUGACAUACCAUCAGCU